ACAAACCCAGAGAUCUGAAACUAUAAGCCAUGGAAGCUCAAUAUCAAGAUCUACCUCCUCUCAAAAGAUUAAGACUGAUGCAGCGAGAUCUCGAAGCUGCGCAACAGCACCAGCUACCGAACCAACCAGAGGCGAAGUCGUUGCAGUUGCCGGCGAAGAAGAGGAAGCAGACUCGUGUUGAUUUCGACGACGAUGCCGAGAACUCCAAUCCCACCUAUCAUUGUCUUCCGGCGAAGAAAAGGAUUUGGGCGAUUGAUCCUGAUUUGCUCUCCGGUAACCCCUUUUCGCCUUUUGAUCUGAAUGUAGAGUAUAAGCCUCCUUCUGUUGAGGAGAAGUCAAUUGAGAAAAAGUCAACUUUAAUAGUUGAAUCUAGUUUAGAGGUAGAAGAUGAUGAUAAAGAGAAUAUAGAUCCUUUAUGGAAAGAAAAAGUUUUAGAUCUAUCUGAUAGAGAAGUAGAAGUAGAAGAUGAAGAUGGGAUUAUGUGUGUUGUAUGUCAAAGCACAGAUGGUGAUCCAUCGAAUCCAAUUGUGUUCUGUGAUGGUUGUGAUUUGAUGGUUCAUGCUUCUUGCUAUGGGAAUCCUCUUGUUAAGGCUAUACCAGAAGGUGAUUGGUUUUGUAGACAGUGUAUAUCAUCGAAGAAGCGAGAAAAGAUUUUCUCUUGCUGCUUGUGUACAACUAAAGGGGGAGCGAUGAAACCUACUAAUGAUGGUAGAUGGGCUCAUAUUACUUGCGCGUUGUUUGUGCCUGAAGUUUACUUUGAGGAUCCUGAAGGAAGAGAAGGGAUUUGUUGUAGCGAGAUACCGAGUAAGAGAUGGAAAGAUAGGUGUUAUUUGUGUACGGUUAGACGCGGUUGUGUUAUCGAGUGUUCGGAGAUGAGAUGUAAGUUGGCUUUUCAUGUUACUUGUGGGUUGAAGGAAGAUCUUUGCAUUGAGUAUCGUGAAGACAAGAAGAGUGGUGGUAUUGUUGUUGGUUUCUGUAAUGAGCAUACUAAACUAUGGGAAAGGGAAAGUGGAAAGUACAAGAUUGUUGCCAGAGAUGAAGAUAAGAAGUAAGAGAAAGCUCAAGGCCAUGAUGACCAUGCUUUUGCUUGCAACUCUGAAGCUUCCACUCAUAUGUAUUUGAUUGUUUUAAAACGUUUUUUCUUCUUUAUUUGAUUAGUGAGACUGGUCCUAAAUGCUAUCAAGUUUAUCAUAUUUUUGUGAAAGCAAUGUUAUGUUCCAAUCUUUGGUCAAUCUAAUUUCAUUCUCCAAAAGAAAAUGAUGAUAGAGCA
Arabidopsis arenosa is the source of this 1270-nucleotide messenger RNA. Lineage: Eukaryota; Viridiplantae; Streptophyta; Magnoliopsida; Brassicales; Brassicaceae. The record is from the annotation of a GenBank genome assembly.